This is a messenger RNA of Lactuca sativa (garden lettuce), 1497 nucleotides long. The record is from RefSeq and is a predicted model, not a curated record. NCBI's taxonomy places the organism in Eukaryota, Viridiplantae, Streptophyta, Magnoliopsida, Asterales, Asteraceae.
AUGAAAAAAGAGUGGAAGCUUUAUGACCGCUUAAUGAGGCUUGAAACCGGACUCGGUGGGACGAGAAGCCUAGUAGAUGCGUCGCCUGAGUGGUGGGAGGAGAAAAUAAAGGAGAAUAAAGAUUAUGCCAAAUUUAGGAACACAGAUUUGAGCAUAUUUGAUGAGAAAUAUGCUACUUUGUUUCGGGAUUCUGUUGCCAUUGGAGAUCAGACUAUGACUCCGUUACAAUUUCAAAACAAUAGCAAUCCAAACGAAGAAAUUAUGGAGGGCAAAGGAGAUAGUGAUGAAAUCAAUUUAGAUGAUGAUGAGCCUCUUUUUCCUAGUCUCCAUGAAAGUAGUUCAAGUAAAAGGAAGAGGUCUAAGUCUGUUUCCAACAACCGUCCAAGCAAGAGUAAAAAUUCAAUUUAUGAAGAAAAAGUUGAUGCUUUAUUGGAUGCCAUAUCAUCAAAAAGCACACAAACUUAUCCACAAAAUAAUCCUUCCCCAACAAUAGCAGAUUGCAUGGCCAUUGUCAUCAAGUUUCCCGAGUUACGUGAAGGGUCCAACGAAUUUUCACAAGCAUUGCUUGUCUUCACCAAAAAACAAAAUCAUGAAGCUUUUAUGAUGGAUAGUGAUGAUUCUAAUUCAUCCGAUGAUAGUGAACAAUGUUGGGUGGAAGAGGAUAGAGAAUUUGAAAUGUUAUGUGGAUUAGCUUUGAAAGGGAUAAUGAUCGCGCGUAACUUACGUACGCCAUGUCACACUUCAGACCGCACAGGGCACAUGUUUAUUACUGAAGAUUGCAUUGGUGCUAUAGAUGGGACACACGUCAGGGCAUCGGUUCCACAAAAAGAUGAAGUGAAGUAUAUUAGUCGAAAGGGAUAUGCAACACAAAAUAUAAUGGAUGUUUGUGAUUUUAACAUGUGCUUUACAUUUGUUUGGGCCGGUUGGGAGGGGACUGCACAUGAUACAAGAAUUUUCAAUGAAGCCUUACAGAGACCGGAUCUUAAUUUUCCCAAUCCAACGGGCGAUAAAUAUUACGUUGUUGAUGCCGGAUAUCCAAAUACGAGAGGGUAUCUUGCUCCAUACAAAGACACAAAUAUUCGUUAUCAUUUACCAGAUUUUCGACGUGGACACAUGGCUGCUAUUCGUGAACCUCGUGGACCGAAAGAGAAAUUUAACUAUCUCCACUCAUCAUUGCGAAAUAUCAUUGAACGAACUUUUGGAGUGUGGAAAGCUAGGUGGGCGUUAUUAAGAGACAUGCAUGUUAAUUACAAGUACAAGAACCAAGUGAAAAUUGUGAUAGCAUCGAUGGCGAUCCAUAACUACAUUAGAAAGGUUGGUAGGUCUGAUGAAGCGUUUAAUAGGGCACAACAAGAAUCCUACAAUCCCGUACGAGGUGAUACUGAUAGUGAUGUUUACGAAGAAGGUCCAAGUACACGUCGCACGAGCGAUGGUGAUUUAUAUAUGGCAGCGAUACGGGAUAUUAUUGCACAAGAUAUAAUCACAUUGCGAAGAUGA